Messenger RNA from Patiria miniata (bat star), 3036 nucleotides. RefSeq lists its product as uncharacterized. Gene Ontology annotation, molecular function: nucleic acid binding. NCBI's taxonomy places the organism in Eukaryota, Metazoa, Echinodermata, Asteroidea, Valvatida, Asterinidae. The transcript has a single exon. Gene Ontology annotation, biological process: DNA integration. The coding region runs from base 1 to 3036 and encodes 1011 amino acids. The record is from RefSeq and is a predicted model, not a curated record.
AUGAACAGCCUCGUCGGGAUACUCUGCAGAUUCCGAUUGCGUCCAGUGGCAUUCAUGUGCGAUGUCGAACAGAUGUUCCACCAGUUUAAAGUCGAAGCAAGGCAUAGAGAUUAUCUGCGAUUCGUAUGGUGGAAAGAUGGCAACUUCAACAACGAAUCCACAGAAUACCGAAUGGGUGCACACCUCUUCGGUGCAGUUUCAUCACCCGGAUGUGCAAACUUCGGCCUGAAACAGAUCGCAGAAGACUACGAAGCUAAGUACGGCUCUGAUGCUGCAGACUUUGUUCGACACAGCUUCUAUGUUGACGACGGCCUAAAGUCAGUCUCGUCCACAUCUGAAGCUGUCACCUUGAUUAGACAAACCAAAGAAAUGUGUGCACAGGGCGGACUACGACUGCACAAGUUUAUCUCGAAUUCCAGAGAGGUCAUGGAAAAUGUCCCACAGGAAGACCAAGCCAGUAAUGUGAAAAUUCUUGACCUCCUCCACGAUGCCCUUCCCAUAGAAAGAGCACUUGGAGUUGAAUGGUGUGUGGAAUCUGAUGCAUUCAACUUCUGCAUUAUCUUGCGAGACAAACCUUUGACGAGGCGUGGAAUUCUUUCCACCAUCUGCUCCAUCUACGAUCCUCUUGGCUUCGUUGCUCCAGUCAUGUUGGUGGGCAUACUCAUUCUUCAAGACUUGUGUAGAGUUCAAGUUGACUGGGACACCCCCUUGAAUGACGAAAUGAGAUCACGCUGGGAAAAGUGGAGAAAGGACCUACCUCUUCUAGAGAAACUCAAGAUUCCACGAUGUGUUUGUCCAGAGAAGUUUGGGAAGGUGAUUGCUACAGAAAUUCAUCACUUCUCUGACGCGAGUGCUUUUGCUUAUGGUCAGUGCUCGUAUCUCCGUCUCAUUGACGACAAAGAGAAUGUCCACAGCACAUUGAUAAUGGGAAAGAGCAGGGUCACUCCUCUUAAGCCCAUUACCAUUCCUCGUCUGGAGUUGACCGCUGCUGUCGUCUCAGUGCGAGUCAGCACCUUACUGCAAAAGGAGCUCGACCUAGAUGCCGUAACCGAAGUCUUUUGGACAGACAGCAAAGUGGUUCUAGGCUACGUCAAGAAUGAAUCGCGACGGUUUCAUGUGUUUGUUGCCAAUCGGGUGCAACAAAUAAGAAGUCGCUCUGAUCCUAACCAGUGGAAACAUGUGGGGACGAAGGAGAACCCGGCAGAUGAAGGAUCUCGAGGUUUGAGAGUUGAGGAAAUUCUCACCUCGAAAUGGCUGAAAGGGCCAGACUUUCUCUUGGAAAGAAAACUACCACCUCAAGAAUCAACCGAAUAUCAGACUUCUCCAGAAGAUCCAGAAGUAAAGAAGACAAGCGUGCUGCUGGUGCAGACAGUGAAAUCUGCCGUAGAGCUUGAGCACUUCUCCAAAUGGCGCUCUCUUAGACGAGCCAUAGCAGGAUGUCAGAAGUUCAUGUCUCGACUGAUGGAGGCUGUAAAGGACAAACGUGGAGAGUUGACUGAGAGUUACAAGUCAGAGGCCAACCUUCUUCCUCGCUAUUGCCCGGCGUCUGUUGAAGACCUGCAGCGAUCCGAACGAACUAUCAUCAAGCUUGUACAAAGCGAAUCCUUCCCAGAGGAGAUACGGAUACUCACCAGUCUAAAUGUCAACGAUGGCGACAUAGAUAGACACCUUGCACGGAAGCGGAACAAGUCCAUGAAGCGUACAAGCUCACUCUUCAGGCUGGACCCCUUCAUCGACAACGAAGGCAUCUUGCGUGUUGGAGGACGUAUCAGAAAGGCAGACAUGUCAUUCGAAUUCAAACAUCCAGCCAUCCUUCCAAGAAGACACCACGUCACUAGCCUGAUAAUCCGUCAUUUUCAUGAGCUAGCAGCUCAUCAAGGUCGUGGUACGACGACAAAUGCCAUACGGUCAAAUGGAUUCUGGAUACUGGGAUGCAGUGCUGCAGUUGCCACUCAGAUCUCCAAUUGUGUCAGAUGCCGAAAGUUGUAUGGAAAGGUGCAAGAGCAAAGGAUGGCCAACCUACCUGAUGAGAGACUUCAGCCAGCACCUCCCUUCACGUUUUCCGGUGUAGACUACUUUGGUCCAUGGCUGAUCAAGGAAGGACGGAAGGAGCUUAAGCGUUACGGGGUACUCUUCACUUGUUUGGCCUCCCGAGCCAUCCAUAUUGAGGUUGCCAACUCGUUGACUACAGACUCCAUUAUAAAUGCCUUACGCCGAUUUACAGCCAUACGUGGCCCAAUGCGGGUGCUAAGGUCUGACCAGGGAACAAAUCUAGUUGGCGCAAGGUCAGAGCUAAAGCGAGCACUAGAAGAAAUGGAUCAUGACAGGUUGCGACACUUUCUCAUUGAAAGAGGGUGCGACUAUCCAGAAUUCAAGAUGAAUGCUCCUACAGCUAGUCACACUGGGGGCGCAUGGGAAAGGCUCAUUCGGUCCGUGAGAAGAGUUCUCCAAGCUCUCAUGGAACACUCGGGAACCCAGUUGGAUGAUGAGUCUCUCCGAACCUUCAUGUGCGAAGCAGCAGCAAUAGUGAAUAGCAGACCAUUAUCGGUAACCACUCUGAAUGAGUCCACCGCCUUAGAACCUCUGACACCCAACCACUUGCUCACUCUGAAAUCAAGUGUUGUUCUGCCACCUCCUGGCGAGUUUCAGCGUGUCGAUGUCUACUCCCAAAAACGUUGGCGAAGAGUGCAGUAUCUAGCCAAUGAAUUUUGGAAUCGCUGGAAAGGGGAGUUUGUGCAGAAUCUUCAAGCAAGACAGAAGUGGACACGCAGGGUACCUGACGUCCAAGUCGGAGAUGUUGUCCUGAUUGUUAACAACAAUCUACCCCGAAACCAGUGGCAACUUGGUAGAAUCUCCGAAGCUAUUCCUGGUACUGACGGCCAAGUCAGAAGAGUGAAGCUUGUUGUUGCCGACAGAUCCUUAGAUGUCAAGGGCAAACGAACACGACCAGUGACAACCCUGGAACGCCCCAUCCAGAAGCUUGUCGUGCUUCUUAAGAGUCAGGAACACUGGGGAUUCCCCAUCGGGGAGCCUUAG